AUGACUGAGAAAGAGGAACAAACUGAGCUUAUCGAGCAGACUGAGAACGAUGCCAAAGUUGUUGUUGAAGAUGAAAAAGAAGAAGUCGUCGUUGCUGUAGUAGAGUCACGAGGCAAAGCUUAUGAUUACUACUGGCAGUAUGGCCGAGCCCACGCUUGCGAGUUUGUGACCGCGAUGAUUCUCGUCUUCAACGUCACCUCCGUCUUUGGCUAUGCCAGCUCCGACGAUGUUCUCCCACUUGUGCCUGGUCUUGUCGCUGGAUUCUCAAUCUUUGCCCUCCUUCAAAUGUUCCACUACGUUUCCGUCGCCCAUGUCUCGCCUACUGUCACCUUCGGUUUCGCGAUCACUGGCAAUUUCGACUGGCGAUUGGUUCCAUCCUACGUCCUCUGCCAGCUCCUUGGAGCUAUGACUGGAGCCGCUCUUGUUAAGUAUUCCGCUGGCCAGGGCGAAGUCCUUGGAGCCGUCGUUCUCGCUGACUUGACAAAAGCCCAGGUCGUUGGACUUUUUAUUGCUGAGAUGCAGACUUCCUUCAUCCUCCAGCUCGCCACUAACUUGGUCGUUGGAAACAAGAAAUGGGAUAACCCCAACGGAGCCUUCAUGAUCGGCAUGUGCGUCUUCACCGGAAUCAUGGCUGGACAUCACUGCGGAGCUGGACAAAUGCACCCAGCCAAAGUCCUCGCCACUGCCAUUCUUACCGGACAAUAUGCUUACGUGUGGGUCUUCUGGGUUGCCAGCGCUGCCGCCGCCGUCCAAACCUACCUCAUCUUUGGAACCUUUUUCGCCGAGAAAGAAAACCUUCUUUGCAAGCACCUAAAGGCAGUGUUCGAAUUCAUCCUCAUAAAAUGCGGUGUCAAGCCUCAUUACGACUAG
Messenger RNA from Oikopleura dioica, 870 nucleotides. NCBI's taxonomy places the organism in Eukaryota, Metazoa, Chordata, Appendicularia, Copelata, Oikopleuridae. The record is from the annotation of a GenBank genome assembly.